UUGCCCAGUUACUGAUUCCCUGGCUUAACAGCAUCAAGUUAAUACUAGUAAUAGCGCAUUAUCCCGCUCUCUAAUUUAUCCGGGCACAAUAUAGAAUGGGACAUCAUACGGGGCGAAUCAUCUACUUGAUUUUAACGAUUUUUGCCGCUUGCAGUGCUGUAUCCCAGGUAUCGAUUCGAGAUGACGAAGUGCAAAAUUUGCCCGGCUUAUCUGCAUCCAAUAAAUCGCAGUCAGUCAUAAUUCCCCAUUUAGCAUCUACUUCCACAGAGAAAAAAGAAGGUACAGAGACAAAGAACGAAUCCAGCGCUGCCGGCGGAAACCUUAGCGCUGAUACCGGCAUGGGAUCAUUGCAAACUUCCGCUCCAUCUCUGAUCAUUCCAUCUCCAUCUGGGAACGUCCAGGUUAGGCUUCCUCUCGGAAACGGAACAAUUAAACUCACUAUCACUCCACAAGUACUAGAAGGAAGUUCUUCGACCAGCAUAAAACUUAAUGGCAGUCCUUUCGAUAACUCGGCCACACUAGCUUCCGGUACACGCAGCACUAAUGUCACAACUGCACAAGACGCUGUGAAGACUUCAUCAACACUGCUCGCAUCCGAUCAUGACCUUAUACUUGUACAACCUGAGGGAAAUACAAUCGGUAACAUUACUGGUGUUCAGCUGCAGACAACUGUAUCAGUUAACGGAAUCACAAUGCCACCAAAGAUUUCCGCUAACAGUACUAAAGAACUCAUUUUACCUGUAAACACCGAUGCAACGCCAGUGAAUUUCCAUCGGUUGCAGUUAGUAAUCGACGCUCAGACACCGGUGUCUUCUUCAACGGGAACUGCAAAUAAUGAGCUACUGAACAACACUUUAUCUGCUGGUGACCUCAUGACAAACCCGACGUUUACAGAACCGCCGUCAGCAGCCACGACCGGUCUUCCUAUGUCUUCCACAAUUAAUGUGAACGGAACAGUCGGUGAAGUUCUCUCUUCGGGAGAUCAAAUUGAGCCCGUUCUACCAACAACGACGUCAAUGAUAGCGCAUAUCGAUGCAAACGACAUGUUUGUCGGGAAACCUGCUUUCUUGGUCCAACCGCUACCGCUUAAAGAAAACCAGAGUACAGUACAGGUUCUUAAUAUACAGUUACAGCAGUCUCCAGUGCCGGAGCAGCUGGACAACAGCACAGUUUUUGGCAGCGGUAAUGCAGUGUUUCCUCCUACGAACAUUAGCGCUGCACAUCUUGGUGCAGCGACAGUCACUGCUGUAAUAACCUUGGGAUCACAACUGCCGGCAGUUGCUACUGUAACAAAUAUCAGCGAAUCCGAGGUAAAGGGUUUUUCAGGACUGAACAGCACUGCCGAUUCUGAAUUGAGAAUAAUGGGUGCAUCCACAAACGAUGCCGCAGACAACCAGACGGUUGCCUUUUUCGCUCCGAUUCCGGAAGAAGGCAUCGAUACGGUCACGGAAAGCGCAGUUUUCGAGGUGGUGCCUGACGUUGCUGAUAACAACGCGUUGGUAGAAGGAGCGAUCAAGGAAGCGCGAGCACUUAAAGGAGCGGGCAAUCAACAAGACGGAGUACAGUUUGCUGCCAACUUCAAGGUACUGACUAAACCCAGCGUUCAGAAUCCAUCAGUAUGGUCUGCGUUGGAUGACCUCCGCGGCAGAGAAAGAAUGGAUGUGACCUCCAUUCAGCAGAUUCUCUCGGCCGCUGUCCCUGGACAGGAUUAUCCGAAUUUGGUAACUAUUCCCGACACCAGUUUCAGCUGUGAACGAGUAAAUCAGCCUGGAUUUUAUGCUGACGCUGACCCCAGUAGCCGGUGUCAAGUUAUUCGCCGCUGCGAUGCAAACUCGAUUCAGUGGAGUUACCUUUGCCCGAAUGCGACACUUUUCAACCAGAUUACCCUUACUUGCGACUGGUUUUUCAACGUCGAUUGUUCCAAAUCAGUGAAUUACUAUGAUUAUUCCAACUCCCGGCUUUACAAUGCAGCAUGGAUAUUUUUGGAUACUUCUAAAGUUUGAUACCCCGCAUUAAAGAAAUUCUUGUAGUUUUCGAGAACAAUUUAUUUAAAUGAUCGUCGAAAUUCUUUUCGCUGUUCUUGAACAAAAAGACUUGUACAGAUAUACUGAGAACCUGUUGCGGACUACCAAUACGAGUAGUGCGCGUUGAUAAUCUUUUCAGCAGCAACGUGAAAUGUACUAAAAGUGCAUAAAAAAA
This is a messenger RNA of Paramacrobiotus metropolitanus, 2199 nucleotides long. RefSeq lists its product as uncharacterized. Bases 96 to 2003 code for a protein of 635 amino acids. The transcript has 4 exons. Gene Ontology annotation, cellular component: extracellular region. The record is from RefSeq and is a predicted model, not a curated record. Gene Ontology annotation, molecular function: chitin binding. NCBI's taxonomy places the organism in Eukaryota, Metazoa, Tardigrada, Eutardigrada, Parachela, Macrobiotidae.